This is a messenger RNA of Pelodiscus sinensis (Chinese soft-shelled turtle), 747 nucleotides long. The record is from RefSeq and is a predicted model, not a curated record. Lineage: Eukaryota; Metazoa; Chordata; Testudines; Trionychidae.
AUGGGCUCGGAGCCCGCACAAAUCUGCCGGCCCGCGGGGUUCCGGCUCCCAAUCGUCGCGGAGACAACCUCGGCGCAGCAAGGGCUCACCGCCUACGACCAAGAGAACUUCCAGGGGAAGAAGAUGGAGUUCACCUCGGCCUGCUCCAACACCGUGGAGCGCGGCUUCGACACCGUCCGCUCCCUCAAGGUGGACUGUGGGGCCUCGUCCCCCCGGCUGCUUUGGGAAGCAUGGAGCCGAGGGGUUUCGCGGAGGGCGCUUCACUGCACCGGCUCCGGCCGCCGGGAGGCUCCCACAGAGACAGGGGACCGGGGGGCAGGCGAGGUCAGACCACAGGGCGCGUCCCGGGAGCAAGGAGCCCACCCCAGGCCCCGUCCCCCCCCAUCUGCACUUCCCUCCUCAUGCCUCCCUGUCGCUGUGGCCCAGAACCACAAGGAGUCGAAGAUGACGGUCUUCGAGAGGGAGAACUUCCUGGGACGCCAGUGGGAAAUCGCGGACGACUACCCCUCCCUGCAGGCCAUGGGCUGGGCCAACAACGAAGUGGGCUCCAUGAAGGUGCAGUGCGGCGCCUGGGUGUGCUACCAGUAUCCCGGUUACCGUGGCUACCAGUACCUUUUGGAGAGCGACCACCACGGGGGAGAUUACAAGCACUGCAGGGAAUGGGGCACCCACGCCCAGACCUUCCAGGUCCAGUCCAUCCGGCGCGUCCAGCAGUAGGCGUCCGUGGCUGCAGCUCUCCUUCCCGCC